This is a messenger RNA of Lucilia cuprina (Australian sheep blowfly), 1154 nucleotides long. RefSeq lists its product as uncharacterized. Lineage: Eukaryota; Metazoa; Arthropoda; Insecta; Diptera; Calliphoridae. The coding region runs from base 78 to 896 and encodes 272 amino acids. The transcript is spliced from 3 exons. The record is from RefSeq and is a predicted model, not a curated record.
CUGAUUUUUAAAUAAAAUUCAUUUUCCCAGCGUAACGGUUAAAGUAAACAACAUUUUAUUUUCGGAGAAGAAAGAAAAUGUUUAAAAAAUUACUUUUGCUUUUUAUUAUUGGCCACAGCGAAUAUUGUAAGGCCUAUAAUAUAACAAAUGAUUUCAAUGGAUUAACUGAGCAGAAAAUAUUGGAACGAAAUUCUCGAGCUAAUUUGGUAUCUUUUGAACCAUUGGGUGAACAUAUUCAAGUUGGUUUGGAUUAUCUUAUGCCUUUUAUUAAGGUGCCAAUUGUUAGAAAAGUUGAUAUUUAUGGCAAUGAACCGGCUUUAAUUAAUAUUAAUACCGCAGCCAUAAUUUCCACCGGCCUAUUGGCCACAUCAAGUGCUUUGAUUUCCUUUAUCUUUAGAAGAUAUGUGGUGUUGGGAAGAGAAGCCACAUCCUCAGAGCAUCGGCGUAGAUCUGAUAAAGAUUUCGAACAGGAAUUGUGGUCGGUUUUAAACAAUUUCAAAUUGGUUUAUACAAAUUCUUCAGGUUCCAGAGUUGAUACCUCACUGUCUGGUCUAUUUGAUACGAUUAAUGAAACAUUCCAAAAGAAUGGCAUCGACCUAAGCUCAUGCAUACAAAAAACAAUUUGUAUACGUCUUCAGUUAUCUGCAAGUCGUGUUAGUGAGGGUAAUUCUUCAGGAAUCGAUAAAAUUAUUGACGGUUUAAUGGGCAUUAAAUGGUUUAGAAGUUUUCUGCGUCACACUACUCUUAAAGAUGUUUUUGAUUUUAAAGAAGUUUCCAAGAAGCAAUACGAUGACAGCUAUCCUAAUUAUUGUGAUAAAAAAUAUCCUCAUUGUAAGUGGUCCGUACCAGAAGAUAAUAUCAUGGAGCUGAUUUCAACUUAUUUGAAAUUUACGUAAGAACAUUGACGUUGUAAUGUUGGCAGUGAGAGAGUUAGUUAUUAGAGUUAGGGUAUUUAUUAAAAAAAGAUUUUUUUUAUUUGUAUUGUAUGUAUAAUUUUCAUAAAAAUUAAAUAAAUAUAAAAACUAGGAAAAACAGGAGAGCAAAGUCGGAUUGGACUAACCAUGUGUUAUCCUACACUAAUUGUGAAAUUGGGGGUAUCAUUAUACAAACCUAGAAAAUCUUUAAUGUAGAAAUUUUUCUUGAAAAAUUCACUC